This is a messenger RNA of Theileria parva strain Muguga, 809 nucleotides long. RefSeq names its product Cytochrome c/c1 heme lyase family protein (gene cchl). Gene Ontology annotation, cellular component: mitochondrion. Gene Ontology annotation, biological process: cytochrome c-heme linkage. The transcript has 2 exons. The coding region runs from base 177 to 761 and encodes 194 amino acids. The record is from RefSeq and is a predicted model, not a curated record. Lineage: Eukaryota; Apicomplexa; Aconoidasida; Piroplasmida; Theileriidae. Gene Ontology annotation, molecular function: holocytochrome-c synthase activity.
UUUCUAGUAAAUUUCUAACUAUUUGAAUUUUUCAUAUUCAUUUUUAUAUUUUAAUCAUAUUUAUUAAUUUAUAUUUUAAUAAUACAAAUUUUUAUAUUUUUUAAAUAUUCUUUAUAAGUUCAACUACUGUGUAUAAUUAUUUAAUAUAUUAUGUUUUACAAUGAGUUUUAAUAAAUAUGAGUUGCCCAUCAUCAAAUGACACGGGGUCUUAUUGUUCGUCUAAAAACCACGUUGGUCCCAAAUUCUCCGCUGAUCCUGUAAUACUUUCUAAACUUUGCUCUAAAAGGACGAAAUCCUCCAUUCCUUCCAGGGAUUCUCUUUGGUCUUAUCCUUCACAACAACAAUUCUACAAAUCAACUCUUAAUAAAGGUCACAACGUUGAUGCUAAUUUGAUUCCUACGAUAGUUGAGAUUCACAAUAUUGUCAAUGAAAAGGCUUGGGAGCGUGUCAUGGAGUAUGAAUCAAUUUACAAAGAAACUUGCAACAAUCCAGUUCUGGUCCAUUUCGUUGGAAAUAAAGAUAAACAUACUUUUAAAUCAAUUUUAAACUACAUAACUGGGUACAAAUUACCCUUCGAUAGGCACGACUGGACAGUUGAUAGAUGCGGCAAUCGCAGGAGGUAUAUUUUGGAGUUUUAUGAAGGAGCUACUGAUGAUCCUAAUAAACUAGGUGUGUACAUUGACGUUAGGCCUGAUCUUUCCUUUAACGGCAUCUGUGAUAGACUCAGAUUCUGGGCUCACAAAUCUUUUAGUGGUGUAUAAACCACUUGUAUAAUAUUUAUUGUCUUAAUUUUUUACACACAAUCGUUU